AUGAAUCGACUCAAGCAGGAUAGCGCUCAAAUGGCCGCUGAUCACGGAGUGUCCGCUUCGAAUAUGCUGAGAAUGGAGCGAACUCUUGGAAAACAUGCUCUUGACGAUACAUUGGAUUCAAAUACAUACGAUGACAAUGGAUUGUUUCUGAAAACUCCACUCGAAGCUCUGUAUUCUGAGCUAGGAUUGAAUAAGUCUGAGAACUUCGGAUGUGAUGGAGAUUUUCUUGAACACUAA
Molecule: messenger RNA, 237 nt
Organism: Cylicostephanus goldi
Lineage: Eukaryota; Metazoa; Nematoda; Chromadorea; Rhabditida; Strongylidae
Source: the annotation of a GenBank genome assembly